AUGAGACGAGAUGUUCAACUUUCUUGUUCGAAAUUCCUCGAUCGCAGAAGCUCAAUUGCUCAAAAUUCUCAUUUCUGCCCUUCUGAAGGUGAGCACGCAGGACGUGACAUUGCAGCUGUCUUUUAUAAAGCAAUUAAUGAAUUCAAUAUCAAAGAAAAGAUUUUAGGAAUUACUGUCGAUAACGCCUCUUCCAACACCACUUUUAUGUGGGAAUUAACAUUCCUCAUGGACUUCGAUCAUGAAAAUCAGCAUUUUCGCUGCUACGCGCACAUUAUAAAUCUUGCGGUUCAAGAUUUGUUAAAAGAACUAAAACUCAAAGCAAGCAAUGAAAUUGAAAAUGAAUUAGAAGAAGAGGAUGAUUCUAGAGAAAAUGAGAGAACGAAUGAAAAUACGGAAACUAGAGAAAAUUUUGAUAAUUCUCUCAAGAAUAGGCACAAGGUUGAACAAUUUCGAAAAACAUCUUGGGGCAAAGAAAUGGAAACGUAUUCAAUAUCAAAAUUUGAAGAAAUUUAUAGAACAAAGUAUUAUGAGUCUUCUGAGACAAAAGAGAAUACAGAAAUAGAAGAAACUUUAGAAGCAAAUGCUGAAUCGAAUGAAGACGAAGAUAUUUUAGACUUGGAUUCUUUUUACGAAAACCAGAUCAGAAACCCUAAAACAAAAACAAAUAGAAACCAAUGGAAGCAUGAAAUAAAUAUGUAUUUAGCUGAAAAGAGAGCAGAAAAGGAUGUCGAUAUUUUAGAGUGGUGGAAGAUGCACGAAAAAUCUUUCAAAAGUCUUGCGAAAAUGGCUCGAGAUUACUUGGCUAUUCAAGCAACUUCCGUGCAAUCCGAACGCGUUUUUUCGAAAAAGCAAGAUAUAACUAAGGCUGCAAAAUCAUUGAAAGCAACAUUUGUUUCUGGUCCGGAUAAUAUUCCUAGCUUCAUAGUAAAGGAUUGUGCCUCAGUACUAGCUGAACCACUGACACUUAUUUUUAAUUUAGCCUUGAAAUCACGUAUUUUUCCUCAUGUUUGGAAAGAGGCCAAAAUCAUACCAGUGUAUAAGGUUGGAGAGAAGUCCAGAGUGACCAAUUAUAGACCUAUUGCCCUUUUGCAAAAUUUUGCUAAAGUUUUUGAACGAGCAAUUCUAAAUUCAAUUCUGUUACCACUUAUGAAUAUAAUUAUUGACGAGCAACAUGGCUGCGUUCGAAAUCGAUUUAUUCUUACUAACUUGCUUACUUUUACUCAAAUAGUUAAUACUGCUUUGCAAAGGGGAUUGCAGGUCGACGUUGCUUAUCUGGAUUUCUCAAAGGCCUUUGAUACUAUUGACCACCAAAUAUUAGCAAGGAAAAUGGUCACAAAAUUGGCGAUCCUGCCAGGAUACGUAUUGACUUUGUCUUUUUACGGAAAGUUGCUACAAACUCUUGAAACCGUAUCCCAAUACGAAUCUGCAGUCAACUUACUGUAA
Molecule: messenger RNA, 1443 nt
Organism: Leptopilina boulardi
Lineage: Eukaryota; Metazoa; Arthropoda; Insecta; Hymenoptera; Figitidae
Exons: 5
Coding region: 1-1443 (480 amino acids)
Molecular function (GO): protein dimerization activity
Source: RefSeq, a predicted model, not a curated record